This is a messenger RNA of Babesia sp. Xinjiang, 693 nucleotides long. Its product is annotated as putative U3 small nucleolar RNA-associated protein 11. The coding region runs from base 1 to 693 and encodes 230 amino acids. Gene Ontology annotation, biological process: rRNA processing. The transcript has a single exon. The record is from RefSeq and is a predicted model, not a curated record. Gene Ontology annotation, cellular component: nucleolus; small-subunit processome. NCBI's taxonomy places the organism in Eukaryota, Apicomplexa, Aconoidasida, Piroplasmida, Babesiidae.
AUGACGGAUGGUUUACGUCACGUUGUCCACCGCAGGGUGCAUCUGGAACGAUCGCAGCCUCAAGGCCGUCGAGCUCGUGUAGGUCGGUUCCUUGAGAAGAAGCGGGAUUACAAGAAACGUGCUGAACGGUUCCAUGUCCUAGAACGUCGUAUACGUGACCUUGCAGAUAAAGCGAGGUUCCGAAAUGAAGAUGAGUUUAAUUUUAAAAUGGUCCACGGUAAACUGGGUGAUGAUGGUGUCGUAGUGUUACCAUCGUCAUCUGCAGUUGCUACCCGGAAAUUAGAUAAUAAUAAGAAAUUUCGCCGAUCUCUAGAUCAACUCGAUAGGAACCGUUUUGUGUUGCAGCAUCGUUCUAAUAUCAAGGGCAAACGUGCUACGGCUGCAAUAACCGAGAAUGCAACAUUACUAAUGGGUGAAGGCAGCCAUGUAGAAUUCAGUGACAGCUCCGAGGAAGAAGCGGACCCCUCUGGUGCCGUGGAAGGCUCGGAGUCAUCAUCUGUUCGUGCUACCAAAAGGGUAGACGACCAUCUUUUGGGUGUUAGUGAGGCGCUCCAAUCUAAGCGUGCUGAUGACGAGUUACGUCAACGUCUAGAUGCGGAACGUAAUAUACGUUUAGCGGUACAUAAUAAACGUCAAGUACGUCGCGUGAAAGGGACCAACGUACAUCUAUUUCCCUUUGUAAGACAAAAAUAG